This is a messenger RNA of Postia placenta MAD-698-R-SB12, 1671 nucleotides long. RefSeq lists its product as hypothetical. Bases 1 to 1671 code for a protein of 556 amino acids. Lineage: Eukaryota; Fungi; Basidiomycota; Agaricomycetes; Polyporales; Adustoporiaceae. The record is from RefSeq and is a predicted model, not a curated record. The transcript is spliced from 4 exons.
AUGUCAACGUCUGAUUCUCUACACAGCGUUCAUGCUUUUCUCUGCACUCCCAUCGUCAAUGAACUACUGACGACACAUCCAAACUGGCUUUGUCAAAAUACUGAAUCGCAUACGCUCUCAUCAGAGAUAUCAUCUUGGUGGGAAUGGGCUGGCGAGCGUCCCCACGGAUAUUCUACAGCAAACGGUCCGCAGGUGCUUCCGCCGGUCGGCGAACACAAAUGGCUCCUAUUGCUGCGCUACUACACUCAUCCUUACUGCGACGACCUAAGCGACUUGUAUUCAUCUAUACCGGCCGAUCUCAGAGAGCUCCUGGACACCGCCCGUCGUCUGCAGUUGUCACGCGAGCCUGGCCCCGCACGCUUCCUCGCGUCAUCAUGCCCACGAAAUGCAACGCGAGAAGCCGUCUAUCAAUCUGUGGAUUACGAAACCUUUGGAAUCGAGGCCGCCAAUUAUGACCGCAUUGUCGGCAUGUCGCCCAAGAAGGCGCACGAAGUCCUCCGCAUGACAGCAUACACAUCGUGGCUUCUCGGUUCUUCGCCGAGGUUAAGGACAAUCAGGCAUGUUGUCGAUGUUGGUGCGGGUCAAGCAUAUCUGUCACGAAGCUUGCGGGAUAAAAUUGGUCUGAACGUUCUUGCACUUGACUGGAGCGACGUACAAUCCCAAGGUGCCGUGCGACGGGAGGCCGUUGGCAAGAAGAGACGCAAGAAAGAGAUCCCUACUCCAGCUGAAGAUGAGUCCUCGAUCCCGCAAGCGAAUGACAGCAAUACCCCGCCAGUAAAACAGCAAUUAGGCGCGUUGACGUACAUGACCCUCAGAAUCACGACCGACACACUUUUGUCCUCUGUUGACGAGUGGUUCCAUCGAGGGGAUGAGAUAACGACACCAGAGAAGCAUGAAAAUCUGUAUGCGGAUGGAGAACCGACGCCAGCACUAUUCGUGGCACUGCAUGCAUGCGGAUCUCUUACGCCGAACAUUCUGCGUGCAUUCCUGGCACGUCUGAAAUCUAGCGACGGGGAUCAGAAGUGGUCUCCACAAGCGGCCAUUGUGGUCGGUUGCUGUUACAAUCUGCUCGAAGCCUCAGAUUUCCCGCUCUCCCAUGAACUCACGCAUCCUACCUCAGAGCUACCUCCUGCCUAUCUGACCAACAACCACCUCCAGCUCGCCGCACAAGCUCCCUCGCAAUGGAUGCGAUCUGAGGUAGCAUCCGCUGCGACACGUCUCGCGAUCCGCAAAGUUGUGUGGCGGGCCCUCCUUGCAGGUAUCCUUGUGCAGGUGCCGAUUCCGCUUGCCGAUAACAACAAGCAAGCCGACGACGACGACUACUGCCCAUUACACCUUCGCCGCCUCGGCAAGCUGAACGACUCGGUGUACGACAAUUGGGACGCGUUUCUCGCACGGGCCGGGGAGAAGCUAGGUGUAGACCUGAUGCAGGGGCACCCGAGGGAUCGGGAAACGGAGAGCCGUCUUGAAGUCAUGCAUGUGUUGAGGUGUAUAUUGGGACCGGUCGUGGAGAGCUUUAUCCUGCUCGACCGGUUGCAGUGGCUGAAGGAGGAGUUACGGGGUACGGGGAUGGACGUCGAAUUGGUUAAUUUGUUUGAUCAGGCAUCGGGAAGUGGCAGGAAUGUCGCUAUUGUCAUCUCCCCUCAGCUGCACGAAACAUAUGUCCAAUGA